This is a messenger RNA of Strongylocentrotus purpuratus (purple sea urchin), 795 nucleotides long. Its product is annotated as glutathione S-transferase theta-1-like. Gene Ontology annotation, biological process: glutathione metabolic process. The coding region runs from base 1 to 795 and encodes 264 amino acids. NCBI's taxonomy places the organism in Eukaryota, Metazoa, Echinodermata, Echinoidea, Camarodonta, Strongylocentrotidae. The transcript is spliced from 6 exons. Gene Ontology annotation, molecular function: glutathione transferase activity. The record is from RefSeq and is a predicted model, not a curated record. Gene Ontology annotation, cellular component: cytoplasm.
AUGUCUGUUAAAAUAUUCUACGACGUACUGUCGCACCCUGCGAGGUCGGUGUUGAUGUUUGUGAGAGCAAACAAGAUCCCAUACACUCCAUGUCCAAUAGCCAUACGAAAAAGUGAGCACCAAUCCAAGGAGUAUGCAGCCGUCAGUCCAAUGAUGAAGAUUCCGGCUAUGCAAGACGGAGAGUUCAAACUCACAGAGAGGUAUGGAUCAACAACACUGCCAGGUGCCGGAGACACAUGUGCACCCAAAAUUUUAGUGAUCUUCCCCCGGAUGACGGGCACCCCACCAGACCCUGUGGCCCUUGCACCAGACAUCCAGAGAAUGGAAGAAACCUUAGACAACUUAGAAAAGCACUUCCUCCAGGAAAAACCUUUCCUGUGUGGGUAUGAUAUCAGCAUCGCAGACCUGUUUGGCGUCAACGAGGUUAUACAGGUGGAACCCUGCGGCUAUGGCACGCUAGACAGAAGACCAAAGCUGAAGGCGUGGAUAGGGAGAGUGAGAGAGCACGUACAACCAGAGAUCUUUGACGAUGUCUCGCAACUCAUGUACAGACUCGCCAAAGCAAAACAAAAGCUCUUCAACCACAUCUUCAUCACGGACGUCAGCGUCGAGAUUCUUCACGGCUCUUCAGCCACGACAACGAAGUUACAUCUCCGCCUCUUCAAGCCUCCGCACAUCAUCGCCUUCAACCACAUCUUCAUCACGGACGUCAGCGUCGAGAUUCUUCACGGCUCUUCAGCCACGACAACGAAGUUACAUCUCCGCCUCUUCAAGCCUCCGCACAUCAUCGCGUGA